Molecule: messenger RNA, 3170 nt
Organism: Cynoglossus semilaevis (tongue sole)
Lineage: Eukaryota; Metazoa; Chordata; Actinopteri; Pleuronectiformes; Cynoglossidae
Product: dnaJ homolog subfamily B member 1-like
Exons: 3
Coding region: 375-1403 (342 amino acids)
Biological process (GO): negative regulation of transcription by RNA polymerase II
Cellular component (GO): cytosol
Molecular function (GO): Hsp70 protein binding; transcription corepressor activity
Source: RefSeq, a predicted model, not a curated record
ACUAAAAUGUGAACGCUCUUGGGUCUGCAGUGAUGACCCGCUACAGCAGCAGCAUCAGCUUCUUCCAGAAGUUUCUGCCACCACCAAUUUUACGACUCGGUCGUGACACGGGGCUGCUGCUUUACCAAUAGUCUGUCUCGGUGUGGCAAUUUGUGUUUGAUUUUGUUUAAUCAGUAAAACUUAUUCACUAUUUUGUUUAAAAGAAGGAACGCUAAAUUUGACCGAGAGCUAACCAGCCGCACCGGAGGUUUGCCUGCUCUUUCAGAGCAAUAUAGCCUUUGAAUUUGGCUGUCAAGGUGCAGACGUAGGUACACAUGUGAGUUCUGUAAAUUAUGUUUUUGUGAGGUGGGAGAGAUUGUAAGUGUUUUUUUGUAAUGGGUAAAGACUAUUAUAAAGUGUUAGGGAUAGCCAGAGGUGCGUCCGAGGACGAGAUUAAAAAGGCAUACAGAAAACAGGCCCUGCGCUUCCACCCUGACAAGAACAAGUCACCUGGAGCAGAAGAUAAAUUCAAGGAGAUCGCUGAAGCCUACGAUGUCCUCAGCGAUGCCAAGAAGAAGGACAUUUAUGAUCGAUUCGGGGAAGAAGGAUUAAAAGGAUCAGUAGGUGGUGGAGGUGGAGGACACACCGCUCCCACAGGCUACAACUACACCUUCCAAGGAGACCCUCAUGCAAUCUUUGCCGAGUUCUUCGGAGGCCGCAGCCCUUUCGAUCAUUUCUUCCCUCAUGAUGGAGAUGAUGACAUGGACAUCAGUGACCCCUUCACCCCAUUUGGCAUGGGAGGACUGGGGGGCAUGGGUGGGUUUCACAGAUCAUUUAAACACCACACUGGAGGUCCGCACAGAGCACGCGAGAAGAAGAAGGAUCCGCCAGUGUUGCACGAGCUGAAGGUGAGUCUGGAGGAGGUUUUCUCUGGCUGCACCAAAAAGAUGAAGAUUUCUCGCAAGAGACUCAAUCCGGACGGCUGCACCAUGCGUAAUGAGGACAAGAUUUUAACAGUUGACAUCAAACGUGGAUGGAAGGAGGGGACCAAGAUCACAUUUCCCAGGGAAGGAGAUGAAACUCCGAUGAACAUUCCAGCAGACAUUGUGUUUGUGGUGAAGGAUAAACCACACCCAGUGUUCAGAAGAGAGGGUUCUGACAUCAUCUACCCUGCAAAAAUAUCACUCAGAGAAGCCCUGUGUGGAUGCACAGUCAAUGCCCCUACGCUGGAUGGCCGGACCAUCACUGUGAACUCCAGAGACGUUGUCAAACCUGGAAUGAAAAAGCGCAUUGUGGGAGAAGGUCUUCCAGUGUCCAAGUGUCCCGAGAAGAGGGGUGACAUGAUCCUAGACUUUACUGUUAAAUUCCCUGACAAACUUGGGCAAAGCACACGUGAUGCACUCAAACAGGUACUUCCACCCUGACUUUAGAUAGGUAAUUAUCUGAAGCAUUUUAUAAUUAAAACAAGCUCAUAUCUGCAGUGUUGUCCUGCACACUUCCAGGCACAGGGUGGAUUGGGUUUCAGUUGGAAACCAAAUUCCUGACUAGCAUCCAGUAAGUUUAAUGAGUUUUUCAAGACCUGCUCACUGACAGAGCGGCUAACAGUUGCCUACAAACACUCUGAGGUUGAGUAACAUUAAUAAGCAAACAAUCUACCAAUGACAACUUUAACUUGGAUAAAUGAGCAUCAGAACAAAUGUAUUGAGUUUUUUUCCCCAGUAUUUUCUAUCCCUCCCUGGCAGCUGCUGCAGACUCUGUGUGUACUUUUAUACAUUAAUCAGCCUGGUCAUACACCAAACAACAAAUAAUAUGCAAUUCAAACUAAUUAUAAAUAAGGACGUGCCCUGCAUUCAAAUAACUCUGCAGAGUUGAGUUAUUUGAAUUCAGGGCUGUAUUGCAGUGUUCACAUGAUGUGAACAAGAUGGAAUGAGAGAUGAGGAGCCGCUCUGUUUUUUUAAUGUGCUGCUACAGUACGUGCUCUGCCUAGAAUCCUGCCACCCUUCAAACUGGUUUUCUUACAUGCUGUAGUCGGUUGGUAAUGGAGUUUGAUGUGAUAAUUAUAGAAUCGAACCAGUGACACUGUGAGUGUGUUCAAUGCAUUGUUUUAUUAAGUAACCAGUAAUCUGUUUUUUUGUUUUGUUUUGUGGGGUGUUUCAAUAACAUGUCGUGCAGCUGAGUCCAUUACCAGUACCGCAGACGGAGUGAUGCAAAACUCCACUGACUCAUGGAACAAAAACUAGGUUGUGUGUAAUUUAUGUCACGUGUUUUUCACCAGCAUUUACACUCUUUGGUUUACCUUGACCUUCACCUACACCAUGGCUAGAAGAAUAUACACUAAUAUUAACCAAAGGUUCUGUAAAAGCACCAGUGCUGGAACAGCCCAGGUUUCAAAAAAAGCAAUGCAAAUUUGUACCAAAUAACUACACAUCUUGUAUUCAAAAUUCGAAGCACUAGUGGAAGACUGACUCGCUAAUAUUUAGCUCAAGCUAAAUGUUGCUAGAUUGAAAAUAAUCUAAUUCUGAGACAUUUUGCCAAUAUUCUUACCCGUAAAAUUAAAACAAUUAAAUAUAUAUAUAUAUAUAAAUGUGUGAACCCUAAAUAUUUGAAAGCAUGUUUGUCAUGUAAAAUGUAAAAACGAGAGAAAUCUUAAAAUGGUUAACAUUGAUUACAUAUGUGUGCUGCUACGUGACUAUUCAUCUUAAAGACCCUCCUUUUUUCUUUAGGGAUAAAUAAACGUUUGGCAUGUGUGUCAGAAGGAAGUGUAAAAUAAUGUUUAAACCACUUUUUUUAUUGCAGAAAUAAUAUAUUUUAGUUUUGGUGAAGAUAUAGCUUUUUUUUGUUCUAUACCACGCCUCUACUCGGCUCAAACCUGACAGUAUUCACGUGAGUUUGACAGGAUAUGACUAUAGAGUGAGUAAAUUUGACAUAUCUAUUGUGAGUGAGGACAGGUUGAUGUGUGACAGCUGUGAUGAAAGUCAAAGUGUGUACAGUAAACCACUCGGUUCAUUUGCACCUUUUGUUUUGGUAAUGGUUCUCUAGUGUUAACAUGUUGACUGUCAGAGGAAACAGAAUAAAACUUCAUGACCGUCAACAUCUGUCUACAUCCUGCUCCUGCUGGAGUUUGAAGUUUUUAUUUGACAUACAUGUGGUUCAACAUGAUUGUAGAGAUGUGUAAUCUCUUUUUUUUUUUU